Messenger RNA from Pseudopodoces humilis (Tibetan ground-tit), 2190 nucleotides. It is a transcript of the gene P3H3, whose product is annotated as prolyl 3-hydroxylase 3. The record is from RefSeq and is a predicted model, not a curated record. Gene Ontology annotation, cellular component: endoplasmic reticulum. NCBI's taxonomy places the organism in Eukaryota, Metazoa, Chordata, Aves, Passeriformes, Paridae. Gene Ontology annotation, molecular function: iron ion binding; L-ascorbic acid binding; procollagen-proline 3-dioxygenase activity. Gene Ontology annotation, biological process: collagen metabolic process.
AUGACAGACACUGCUGCCUUUUCUUCACAGCUGAAGAAGCUGGAUCAGGCCGUGUCUGCCGCUCACACCUUCUUUGUCGCUAAUCCCCAGCACCUCCAAAUGCGGGAGGACAUCGAGAAGUACCGGCGUAUGUCAGGGGUGAAGUCAGACAGCUUCCAGGACCUGGAGGCCAUUCCACACUGGGAAGCAUAUGAGACUGGUGUGCAGCACUAUGAUGCAGAUGAGUACCUGCAGGCCGUGGCCAGGCUGGAGGAGUCACUCUCAGAGGCACUGUCAGCACUGGAAGAUUGUCGUGCCCUGUGUGAAGGGCCUUGGGAGGAUGAGGAUGAGGAGGAGAAAAUGCAGCCUGGCCUGUAUGAAGCCAUUGCAGCCCAUUACAUUCAGGUUUUGAAGUGCAGGCAGCAGUGCGUCCUGGAAAUUGCCACAAAGCCGGGGAGAAUUUCUGCCACAGAAGAUUUCAUACCCUCUCAUCUUGAUUUACUGCAGUUUGCCUACAGCCAAGUUGGGAACCACACACGAGCUGCUGAAUGUGCUGCUUCCUACUUGCUCUUCUAUCCCUCGGAUGAGCCCAUGUUGGAGAAAAUGAAACAGUAUCGCACAGAACUGGGAGAGGAUGCAGCUGUCACAGCCAGACAGAGUAUUCAGCAUUAUGUGCAGAGAUCUUUGAUGGAGAAGAAGUUAAUUUAUUAUGCAGUGGAGCAUCUGGGAGAAACUUUUAAUGACCCUGAUCUUUGGACUCCAGAUGAGCUGAUUCCUGAAAACUUAAAAGAGAAAUACAGAGAGGAUCAGGAGAAGCAAAAGCAUGAAACUCUGGAUGGGGAAGAGAGGGAGAAGAGGGGUCCUCUGCCUUUUGAGGGUAUUGUUGUCACGAUGGAUUCCCAGCAGAUGAAUGGAACCCAGAGGGUUGUGUUUGACAGAGUGCUGACAGAGUCUGAGUGUAAGGACCUUCUCCGACUGACAAAGGCAGCAGGGGAAGCAGGAGAUGGAUACCGGGCAAGACGGUCGCCUCAUACCCCACACGAGAGAUUCGAAGGGUUAACUGUUUUGAAGGCCAUGCAGCUGGCCCAAAAUGGGGACGUGGAAUGGAGAGACGCCAAAUUGCUUCUGCAGGCUAGUGAGAAAUCUCAGAAAAUCAUAGAGUCCUAUUUUACUUCUGGAAAGAAACUCCAUUUUUCAUUCACACACCUUGUGUGUCGCACAGCUAUAGAUGGGGAACAGGAAGGUCGCAUGGAUCUCAGCCAUCCUGUCCAUGCUGAUAAUUGUCUCUUGGAUCCUGAGGGGCAAGAGUGCUGGAAAGAACCUCCUGCCUAUGUGUACAGGGACUACAGUGGCAUUCUCUACCUCAAUGAUGACUUCCAAGGUGGGGGCCUUUUCUUCACUGAAAUGGACACUGUGACUGUCACAGCCGAGGUGCAUCCCAAGUGUGGGAGGCUGGUAGCCUUCAGCUCUGGCAAGGAGAACCCCCAUGGCGUGUGGGCCGUGAGCCGCGGACGGCGCUGCGCCAUUGCCCUCUGGUACACGCACUCCCAGGAGCACGCUGAGCAGGAACGGGUGAAGGCAGAGGAGCUGAUGGAGCAGAGGGCUGUGGAGAAGGACCAGCCCGAUGGAGAUAAACAUCAGGGAACUGAUGGCAGCAGCAGAUCCUCCUCAGAAUCUCGUGCUCCCAGCCGCGCAGCCAAGCCUGCAGAUCAGAGACAGAAGCCUGGCUUGGACAGGAAGCAGCACCCCAAGGUGCUACGGGCCAGAGAUGAGUUCUGAGUGCACGGGGCCCUGUGGACUGUCACACACCAUGGCCUGGCAGGUCACGGGAGGACCGGGACCACAGAGGCCUGGAGCAGUGUAUUAGUGUGGUAGAGCUGUAGUGAUGGGGAGGGGUGCAGCUUUCUUCUCUGUGGUGUCCCAGCAGCUGAAAAACGGGAGAAGAGCACAGUGUGGAAGUCAGUGACACCAGGAGCUUUCUUCACUGCCUCACCGUGUUUGUCUCACUCAAAAGUAAGAAGACAAGGUUUUCUCACCCCGCUCCUCUCAGUGCCAACUUCUUGGCCAUCCAGGGCUAAAUCUGAGAGGGGAAGGAGGAGCCUGGAAUCUUUUGGCGAGGGCUGUCUCACAUUCAAGAACUCAUAACUAAAGCCUUUGAAUUUCCUAAGCACCUGCAAGCUCCAGAACCUCGCAAAGUGACCUGAGACAGGA